GAGCGAACCAGCCAGAAAAUAAAAAAAACACAAGGUGGGAGGAAACUCGGGAACUGUAUUUACCGCUGAGGCCUGCUGAGAGCAACCGAGAGAAAGGCGAACGCGAAGGGCACUCUGUCUCUCUCUCUCUCUCUCUCUCUUCUCGAACAUCCGGCCUCCGCUUUCGCAGCGGGGCUCUGUGAAUUUCCGCUGCUCCGUUUCGUUUACCCGCGCAGCCGAUCGAUUCAGAUCCGACGCGCCACCCGUUCACCGGAGAAAGGGAGAAGGGGGGAGGAGUAAAAUUUCCCAAACAGAAGACGACAGAGUGAAAAAUGGACGGCGGCAAUUCAGCGGCGGAGGAGUCCGCUAGCCAGGUGGAAGAAGAGGUCGGAAGAGUAGUGGAAGAGGCGAGGCAGCUGCAGGAAUCGGCUGCCUCUCACAUCGCCCGGAGCUUCAGCGAAGAGCAGUCACUCCGCCAGCGCGCUAAUUCCAUCGACUCUUCGGUCCGUCGCUGCCGUUCUCUCCUUCACUCCUGCCUCUCCCGCCGCCUCAUCGACGCCAAGCUAGCUGACAAGUUGGAAGACGAGCUGCAGAGGGCCAAGUGUGUUGUUUCCGAUGGGGAUGCCGCUGCUUUUCUCCCUAACAAGUCCCAAGGUGGCUUUCUCAGGAUGUUUCUGGGUCCAAUUAACGUGCGUGCCUCUCGCAAAGAUGUCCAGUUGAAGGUUAAAGAAGAGUAUAACAGUUACAGGGAUAGAACCGCCCUUUUAUUUCUUUUUUUCCCAUCAGCGCUACUAAUUCUGAGGUCUUGGCUGUGGAAUGGGUGCUUGCCAGCGUUCCCUGUUCAGCUAUAUCAGGCAUGGUUAUUGUUCCUUUACACCGGGUUGGCCUUGCGAGAAAACAUUCUGAGGGUCAAUGGAAGUGAUAUUCGUCGAUGGUGGAUAUACCAUCACUAUUGUGCUAUGCUUAUGGCCCUAGUAAGUCUUACAUGGGAGAUUAAAGGACAGCCCAAUUGCGCUGCAAAACAGAGAGGGGUCCAACUUUUCUUGCAAUGGGCUAUGAUGCAAGGAGUGGCGAUGCUUUUACAGAAUAGAUACCAGCGCCAGAGACUUUAUACUCGAAUUGCAUUGGGAAAGGCCAAGAGAAUGGAUGUCGUGUGGGGUGAAACUGCAGGUGUAGAUGGCCAAUUGUGGUUGUUGUGCCCCAUUCUCUUCAUUUUGCAGGGUUUCGAGGCAUAUGUUGGGCUGCAGUUGCUGAUGACUGCAUUCGUGAGGGUCGUCACUGAGUGGCAGGUGAUCUUCUGCGGAUUCCUUCUGGUCCUGAUGGCCGUGGGGAACUUCUUCAACACGGUACAGACACUGCUGACGAAGUCGAGGUUCAAAGCCAAAAUGAAGAGGGUUAAGAGUAAGCCAGAGUUGGAUUGAAUGCAAAAGCCACUUAGUUUGGUAGGAUUUAUACUUUGUGCUGGCUAAAGCAAGCCAUGAGAUGUCACUCGCGACAUUUCCACCCUCUGUUUAAGGUGGUUUCUGAAAACCUGUCGGAAAUAUCUUCUUAUAAGGUUCUUGCUGUGAACAUGCCGACCGGGAUCGGAUGUGCUUCUCUCAUGUUUCCCUCGAGAGAAGUUUGGAAAAAGAAGGUAAAGAGAUUUAGGUUGGGAAGUGAUAGAAUGAUCGGAUAAGUUGGUCCAUCAGAGUGGCUGUUUAUAGGUUGUACUUUUGCCUGAUGGGGGUUAGCUCCUGAUUUCCAGUUGGUUUUGGUUUUGUUUACAGUUGAGGACUUGACGUUGCUGCCGGGUUGACGAUUGAAUAACAAUGUGAAUUAUAUUUAGGAUUUAGGAAGUGUGUCCUAUAGCGAAAUGUGUGCUUAGGCUUCGGCAGAUGAAGACAGUACUCGAAGCGUGGCUAAGCUACUAGGAAGCACGAGCAUCGUCAGUUCUGCGUAUGAAAAAGUUCGACAUGAACUCGGAGUGAGCACACAGAAAAACCAAAACCAAUUGUACUCGAAAGAGCGUCCCUAUAUCGUUGUAAAAGAGCAAGAGCUUGUGAUUUAUAACUCAGCUUACAUAUUCAAAAUCUUCUGCAACCUCUAUAAUUUCACAAACAUAAACCUUAC
Messenger RNA from Linum tenue, 2088 nucleotides. The record is from the annotation of a GenBank genome assembly. NCBI's taxonomy places the organism in Eukaryota, Viridiplantae, Streptophyta, Magnoliopsida, Malpighiales, Linaceae.